Messenger RNA from Rhodotorula toruloides NP11, 3651 nucleotides. RefSeq names its product DNA repair protein REV1. Bases 1 to 3651 code for a protein of 1216 amino acids. Gene Ontology annotation, cellular component: nucleus. The transcript is spliced from 6 exons. Gene Ontology annotation, molecular function: DNA-directed DNA polymerase activity; damaged DNA binding; deoxycytidyl transferase activity. Lineage: Eukaryota; Fungi; Basidiomycota; Microbotryomycetes; Sporidiobolales; Sporidiobolaceae. The record is from RefSeq and is a predicted model, not a curated record. Gene Ontology annotation, biological process: error-prone translesion synthesis; error-free translesion synthesis.
AUGACCAGCUCGGGUCCUUCUGCUACUGCGGAAGGGUCGGAUGACCCGGCGCUCGACCUUGCGUUGGCCGACUUCGACCCCGACACCACCCUUGCAUCCUCAUCGCUCAACCCGCCUCGAACCGCCGACACAACCGCACGUCCGCCUCAGGGGACGAAGCGUGCCGCUGCGAACGAUGAGAUCGACUACAGGGAGCAGCAGUUCUACGAGCCAGUCAAGUUUGGCGAGUUUGGCAAGUACAUGCGGAACAAGCGCAAGAAGUUGCAGGUGCAGAACAAGGCGAUGCUCGAGAACGGCGAGGAGAAGCCGCAGAUCUUGCGAGGCUUGCGGGUCUACAUCAACGGCUUCACCGACGGUGUCACCCUCCCCGAACUCAUCGAGCUCCUCGUUCAGCACGGCGGGGAGUACGUUCCGUACCUCGACAAGAAGAGCCUCGUCACGCACAUCGUCGCCUCAAACCUGACUCCAUCGAAGCGGAAAGAGUUCGCCAGCUACAAGGUCGUCAAGCACGACUGGCUCGUCGAGUCUGUCAAGGCGCGAAAGCUGCUCGACUGGCGCGAAUUCUCGCUACUGGCCCCGCCAAAGAGCGCGCCUGCACCCGUAGCGACGACAAGCACGGCAGCUCCCGGCGCCGGCUCGCUCGCAGCCGAGACAGCAGCUCGACUCGGCACGCAGACGGGACAGAUGAGCCUCUUCAGCAUGGGUGUCGGCAAGGGUGGUGACGGGGUUACGCAGACCGGGCGCGGGCGUGACAAGGAUUCAGAUGCGGUGAUCAAGCCGCGGACGGAAACGAUCGAGACGCUCUCUGAGCGAGGAGCGCGACUGGCGAAGGAGGCGCUGAAAGCGCAAUCUGCUUCCGCCGCCAACCCCUUCUUUCGCCCACGCUCUACCGUCAACGUUGACGAUGGCGCUCGACCUCCUUCGCGUCCCACGACACCCAAGAAACCGCGCAAAUUCGUCGCGGGUGAAGCGCCGGACAUCUUUCCGCCUCCCGAACGGAUCGCCGCCAAUCUCCCCGCGACGACCGAUUCACCUGGCAAGCCCAACGCGAUCACGCACUCGUGGCUUCCGCAAACCGAGCGGUCGGAGCGUACCAACGCCCUCCUGCAAGACGCCGACUGGCUAUCGAAGCACACGGCGUCCUCGGCCGACUUUCUUGAAGGCUACUUCGCCCAGUCGCGUCUCCACUGGAUCAGUACCUUCAAGGAGGAGCUCAAGGUCAUCAUGGCGGGCAAGCAGCAAAGCGUCGUGCGGCCAGCGAGGAAGAAGAAGUUGACGGGUCGAGCGUCAGACGGCAGGACGAUCUUCCACGUCGACUUUGACUGCUUCUUCGUCAGCGCUGGCUUGACGACGCGGCCUGAGCUGCGCGGCAAGCCUGUCGCCGUCUGUCAUGCGAAGGGCGACGCGGACGCCGCAAGCAGUACGAGCGAAAUCGCGUCGUGCUCGUACGAGGCGCGCAGCUGCGGCGUCAAGAAUGGCAUGAGUCUCGGCCGCGCACGCGAACUCUGCCCCGACAUCCAGACGAUGCCUUUCGAGUUCGACCUCUACCGAAGCAUCACCCUCGCAUUCUACGACAUCUUGCUUGCGCACGCCUCCUACCUCCAGAUCGUCUCGAUGGACGAGUGCCUGAUGGAAGUCGACGUACCGCCAACCGUCUUUCGUGAUCAAGACCCCGCCAUGGAUCUCGCUCGCAAGCUCCGCGCCGACAUCCUCGAUGCGACCGGCUGUCAAGCUUCCAUCGGCAUCUCGCACAACAUCUUGCUUGCACGGCUCGCCAUGCGCAAGGCAAAGCCUGCCUCGGCUUUUCACCUCUUCCCCGAGGACGUCGACGAGUUUCUGCUCCCUCUCGACGUCGACUCUCUCCCCGGCAUCGGUUGGAGUCUGCGGGACAAGCUGAAGAAGGAACUCAACGUCGAAACGGUGGGCGACCUUCGUCGCGUCCCGCCAUACAAGCUCGCCCGGACGAUUGGCCCCGAGAACGGCAAGAAGUUCGCCGCUUUUGCGCAGGGCGUCGAUGACCGCGAACUCGAGGUCGGCAAGCCUCGUCAAUCAGUCUCCACGGAGGUCAACUACGGCAUCCGUUUUCCUCCAGGGCGGAACGACCUUGUCGAGCAAUUCAUGCGCAACCUCGGCGCCGAGACCGCCAAACGCCUUCGUGCCCAAGGCUUGCAGGCGCGGCAGCUCACGCUCAAAGUCAUGACCCGCCAUCCGGACGCGCCCAUCGAUACGCCCAAGUUCCUCGGUCACGGGUACUGCAACACCGAGAACAAGGUGUCGACGAUCACUGGCAAGAGCGGCGGAGCGACGGACGACUCGGACGUUGUCGGCGAGACGGCAUGGAAGCUUAUGCGCUCGAUGCAAGCUCCCGCUCACGAGCUUCGCGGCAUCGGCAUCCAGCUCUCGAAACUCGAGAAGGACGGCAUUCCGGUCGACGUCGUCCGCGAGAAGGGCCAGUCGACGUUGUCGUUUCAGCCGUCAAUCAAGAAGCCGUCCGCUCCCGCAGUGUUGCCGCCAAACUCGCCUCGACAGCCAGCCGUCGAUGAGGCCAUUCCUCCACAGCUCGCUGCCGUUACGAUAUCCUCGAGCCCGAAGGAGACGGCCAGGCCGGCGUCGGGACUUCGCCGUCGUGAGGAAUCGCAAGCUGCUCCCGCGCUGCGAAAGGAGCCUUCGACAAUCAUUCUCGACUCGGACUCGGACACAGAGGAGAUCGCUUCUCGCGCACCUCCACCACCACCUCCGGCUCGACUGUCGACAGGGCCUCUGCGUCAGCGAACUCGACGCACUCGGACACCCGACCCAUACAUCCCGUCCAUGUUCAGACCGACGAAAAAGGCCGUCGCUCCUCCGCCUCCUACGGCGUCGCAAGUCACGGACGCCGAGCUGAGCUACUACGGCAUCGACCCGGAGACGUACCGAACGCUCGACCGCGAUUUGCGCGUCGAGGUCCUCCGGGACGCGCGCCGCUCGAAGCCGCCUCCGACCAAGGAGAAGUUGGAAGGGUUCGCAAGGAAGGAGACGACCCCUCCGAUGGGCGCGAAAGGGCCACCUGUCGACGAACUACCGGCCCCGAAAGCGCCUCCGGCCGUCAUCGUCCUGCCGCCUUCGCCCUCCGAAUUGACCGACUCGCAGAUCGCGGCGAUGCAGUACGACCCCAGCAUGUUCCGCGCGCUCGGCAAGUCGACUCAGCUCGAGCAGAUCGAGGUCCACAAGGCUCGGCAGAAGCGACUCGUCGUCGGCGACAGACCUAAGCGCGAGUCGAUUGAUGCGAGCGGGCCACGACUGCGUGCGCCGGUCAAGGAUGUAGCCGUCCGAAUUCCGCCUCGCUUCCAGGGCAAGGUCGAGCUCUCCGACGUGCUCGACAGGGUCGAGAACUGGGUGCAGCUCGCCAAGUCGGACGGGCCAGACAACGACGACCUCGACGCCCUCGGCCGCUACGUCGAGAAGUGCGCUUCGCGCGACAAGGGCCACGACCUUAAGAAGGCCACGGACGUGCUCAGGUGGUGGGGUUGCGUGCUGGAGCAGGAGUUUGGACAGCGAGGGGCGGAGGACGUCGGCACAACGGCCUCUCACUGGUGGGAGGGACUCGAGCAAGUGCAGGAGAGGCUCGAAUGGCUCGUCUUGAAGGAAUCGGGAUCUCGCCUCCGCUUCUAG